This is a messenger RNA of Triplophysa rosa, 2733 nucleotides long. RefSeq names its product calcium homeostasis modulator family member 2, tandem duplicate 1 (gene calhm2.1). NCBI's taxonomy places the organism in Eukaryota, Metazoa, Chordata, Actinopteri, Cypriniformes, Nemacheilidae. The record is from RefSeq and is a predicted model, not a curated record. Gene Ontology annotation, molecular function: monoatomic cation channel activity. The transcript is spliced from 2 exons. The coding region runs from base 500 to 1435 and encodes 311 amino acids.
UCAUUUGUUCCACUGAGGCUGAAACCAGCUGCUGCAGAUGAUUCACCGAUGCAUGCACGCAUCAAACCGAGCGAUGAGAUGAGUCUUUUCCUUACACACAUACAUAACGCGACCAGCCUUUGUUUUAAACGUUUAUGGUCUGCUUUUGGUUAUACGUGUUUUUAAAACCUUUUAGAUGUUCAGCGAAACUUUUGUACUUCCUGCCAUGUAAGUCAUUUCAUUUCGGAACGUUUUCCAGUAACUAAUUUGGGCAAGGGGGUGGCACGUUGACUUUGCCUAAACGUUGCUAAAAAGGCGUUCUGUCUUUAUAUUUUAUGCGUAUCGCAUAAUACUCGUAUUAGUAGUGCACUUGCAUAAUGCUUUGUGUUUUAUUCAGAACUUUAACUUAAAUCUUGUCUUGACGCUCUCGGUUUUCUAGCAUAAUUGUGUUUUCUAACAAAAACGGUUAGAUUCAAAUUGUAUUGUCAGUGGGGUUAAAAAAAAAAAAAGAGAAUAGAAGAUGUCUGCAAUCAUCUCAGAAUAUUUCAGAUUCGCUGCACUAUUCUUCAAGAGUAAGGAUGUUAUGAUCUUUAAUGGCCUCAUAGGUUUAGGGACAGUAGUCAGUCAGACAGCAUACAACAUAUUUGCUUUUAACUGUCCGUGUUCGCCAACAAAGAACUACGUGUACGGUGUGACUGCGAUCGGUGUACCCGCCCUUGCUUUCUUCGUUAUUGGGGUCAUUCUCAAUCAAAAUACCUGGGACAUUGUGUCGGAGUGCCGCACCAGAAAAUGCCGAAAACUCUCUGGGACUGCGGCCUUUGCUGUGAUGGGCUCUAUCGUGGGUCGAGCAGCAGUUGCUCCAGUCACCUGGUCUGUGAUUUCCCUCCUGAGAGGAGAAGCGUAUGUUUGUGCUUUUAGUGAGUUUAUAGACCCCUCUACUCUGGACAAUUUCCCUCCAACUACAGACGCUUCAAAGAUCAUGGCCCGCUUUCCAUGUAAGGAUUUACCUGCUAAACUGCUGAAUUACUCAGGAGAGGUUGAACGACGGUUAAAAUAUGAAUCCCAGCUGUUGGGCUGGCUGUUGGUGGGGGUAAUUUCCCUCUCUGUCUUUCUGCUCCUCUGCCUAAAAAACUGUUGCUCUUCCCUCGGCUACCAGCAGGAGGCGUACUGGUCACAGUACAGGUCCAAUGAACAAGCUCUUUUCCAGCGUACAGCGGAAGUACACGCCAAAUUCCAUGCUGCCGAAAACGUCAAGAGUUUCUUUGGCUUCGUGGCAUUGGAAAAUCAGGAAAAGGAGCUUUUAACACAGUGUGAGGGACCGUCAAUCAAGAGCGUCAUUCCCAGAGUGGAGUGGAACCGCAUCACAGGAGUUUACAUGUACAGAGAGAUGAAUGACGCUCCGCUGUAUAGCCGCCUGAACAAAUGGGCCAAUUACACAAACGAAAACAACUGUUAGUCCAUUGAGAAAGAAAUUAGACAUUGGAUUAGUGUGUUUAAGCUAUUAUUGGGUAGUAAGCCUACUAUGCGUUCUAAAUAUUGUUUAUUUGUUACUUAAUGGCUGGUUUGCUUCUGAAUACAUUUGUGUUACUGUUCUAGUAUUAUUUGAAAUGUAAAGCUAUUUUAUACGUUUUUGUAAGCACGGUGUGGUGUUUUGACACCGCUGGCAUCUCAAAUGUUAUAUGCACAACAAAAUAUUUUAUAUUUUAACAAACACAAUGUACUCUCAGGUUGACCUUUUGUGGUCCUUUGUUUACCAAUAAAGUGCCUUUGCCCUGACAAAUUACGUUAUGGUUGAAUAAAAUAAUGCCAACCCAAACAAUGCGAUUUUUUGGUAUUAAGAAACACCCAAAUCAUUUUGCCAUAUUUUGUCGUGAUCUUAAAGGGAUACUCCACCCAAAAAUGAAAAUUGUGUCAUCAUUUACUGCCCUCCCAAGUUCCAAACCUCUUUGUUCUGUUGAACACAAAGAAAGAUAUUUGGACGAAUGCUUGUAAUCAAACAUUUCUUGGACCCCAUUGACUAUAGUAGAAAAAUACAUUAUCUUUUGUUCUGUUGAACACAAAAGAUAUUUUGAAGAAUGUAGGACAGCAAACAGUUCUGGGGCACUUUUGAAUACCAUUGUAUUUUUUCCUACUAUGGUAUUCAAUGGUGGCCAAGAACUGUUUGUUCUAGCAUUCGUCCAAAUAUCUGUCUCUGUGUUCAUCAGAACAAAGACAUUUAUACAGAUUCAGGACAACUUGAGGGUGAGUAAUGCAUGACAGAAUUUUCAUUUUGGGGCGUAUUGAAUCCGCUAAUAUGUUUACAUUAUAAACAAACAGAAAUCCCACAUGAAUUUUCAGUUCCAUGUUGUCUCUACACAAAUUCUAAACAAACUUCUGACUAAAUCCGUUGAGUAAAAAUGUGUGGCUGUGUGACAAGAUUACUGAUGAAUUUGUCACAUGCUCAAUUUCAGUUCUUAAUUUCUGUUUUUCCACACAAUAUUUUGGCUUUUAAGGCAACAUUGAAAGCUUUUUCAUUUGUGUUUAGGAUAAAAGCAUCAGCUGAAUGAAUAAAUGUAAAUGUAAAAUAUACCUUUUUUAAAUCUGUUGCAUUCACAUUUGCUUGCUCUCUCUCUUCCCCCUCUGUAGCCUCUAUGUUUAUAUUUUCACAACAGCCAGCCAAGCAAAGUGAAUCAACCCCCAUUCCUCUCUCCCUGACCCUGUUUACUCAACAGAGAGAUUCACUCAGCCUGGCCACUGUCACUUAUUAAUAAGCCU